AUGACACUAUCACCAGGAAAACUUGUCAAGUUAUUAAAAAUUCUAGAUGAAGAAAAUUUAAAUAAGCCCUUAGAAAGUUUGAUGAAACAAUUUCAUCUUGAGUUUCCAAAAGAGGAUCGUUUCAAGGUUGGAAUGACACUUUUACUUAUGCUCCAACAAUCAGAUCUUCUGCCAAAUUCAAUUCAACGAUUAAUAGCAUUAUCAACGUUAUUUAAUCUUUAUCAAGGUGAACCACUUGCAUCAACACCAUUUGCAAGUGUAUUUUGUAAAAUGUUAUCAUUUCAAGAUAAACCAGAUAACAAAAAAAAUAUAUCAAUUAAUACUCCAAAAUUAACAAAAUGUGAAUUAAAUUUAUUGAUAAAUUUAAUUGGUACAAAUUCAUCUGAUAUAAUUAAAAAAACACCACGACAAUUGCUUGAUGAUCAUGCUCAUCCAACACCAGGACAAAUUGAUGAUUUUUUAAAAAAUUUACAACUAGAAAUAGUUGAGUAUCAUUCAGAAUUUCCAGCAGUAUCAAAAUGUGGUAAUUCAAUAAUUUUACCAGACAAUAAUAAUCAAAUGAAAAAUGACAAUGAUGCAGCUGAUGCUGAAGCUGUUGAUGAUGCUGCAAAUAGAAAAUUAUUAUUAAAAAAAUUAUUAACAGGUGAUCCACCAUAUUGUAAUAAAAAUUAUUGUCCAGAAUUUUUACGUCUAGUACCACCAAUGUAUAAUAAACCAGGUGGUUUAAAUUGGAUGAGUUUAUCAGAGCCAACACAAUUUAAUGUUGAGUAUGAUUAUAGUAUGUGUGUACCAAAUACUGCUGAGGCAAGAAUUCUCAUGGCUAAAGCAUUUAAACAUGUGUUGACACUGCAACAACAACAAAAUCUUGUUACUGAAUUAAACAACGAUCCAAAGCUUGUUUAUCAUAUUGGUUUGACACCUGGUAAAUUGCCAGAAUUAGUUGAAAAUAAUCCAUUAAUUGCAAUUGAAGUAUUACUUAAACUGAUGCAGUCUAGUCAAAUAACUGAAUACUUCAGUGUGUUGGUCAACAUGGAAAUGUCACUGCAUUCAAUGGAAGUUGUUAAUAGACUAACAACAACUGUUGAUUUACCAACUGAAUUUGUGCAUCUUUAUAUUAGCAAUUGUAUAUCAACAUGUGAAACAAUCAAAGAUAGAUAUAUGCAAAAUCGUCUUGUUCGUCUUGUUUGUGUAUUUUUACAAUCACUUAUUAGAAAUAAAAUAAUUGAUGUUCAAGAAUUAGUUAUUGAGGUGCAAGCAUUUUGCAUUGAAUUUAGUAGAAUUAGAGAAGCUGCUGCACUUUUUAGAUUGCUUAAACAACUUAGGUCUGAUGAUACUGCUGAGCUCAAUACAUCAACGACUAAAAAAAAUAUUGAUACUUGCUAAUUUGCAUUAUUUUAUAUUUAUAUAUCAAUUGUAAUUGUAAUUUACUUUUUGCUUAUUAAUUUUUUUUUUUUUAUUGUAAAUUAUUAUUUUUAUUAUAAUUUCAAGGUGACUUGGAAAAACUUAAUGAUGAUUAUUAUCGACAAUGAAUUUUUCAACGUAUUUUUAUGUAAAUAAUUAUGAGAAAAAAGAAAAAAAAAUUUUAAUAAAUAAUUUUUGAUAAUUGUAUAAUUAAAAGUAGAUUUGCUAAUUUUUCAAUUUUUUAAUUUGAAAUUAAUUUUAUUUUUUUAAAUUUACUCAUUAUUCUUGAGGAAUUAAAAUUCAAUUUUUUUUAGCAUAAAAAUUUAUGAUAUAAUAAUUUGUAAAUUAUUUUUGAUUAUUUUGAAAAAAUAAAAAAUUUUAAAUUUCAUUUUUAAAUAAAAACAACAAAAUACUAUUGUUUGAAUUUUUUUUUUUAUUUGCUAUCAGGUGUCUUACAGCUGAUGGUGUAUUUUUAUUUAUAAUUUUUUUUUUAUUCUGUCAAUUACCAGUUGCCACCCCCUCAUGUAUUAUGCUGACAACUCGUGUGUGUUUGUAAAGCAUUGUAAACUGUAAAGUGCAGUCGUACCAAAGGGCACUAAAAAAAAACAGCCAGGAAUUAUCCUGCAUAGAUAUUUAUAUUUAUUUUUAUAUAUCAAAUUAAAUUAUUUAUACUUUUAAAAUGAUUGUAAUUAGCAAGUGUAUUAUACUCUUUACAAUUUUGGAAAUUUUUAAUUUAACAUUUUUAAUAAAUGCACAAG
Aphidius gifuensis is the source of this 2159-nucleotide messenger RNA. RefSeq names its product CCR4-NOT transcription complex subunit 11 (gene Not11). Gene Ontology annotation, cellular component: CCR4-NOT complex. Gene Ontology annotation, biological process: mRNA catabolic process; negative regulation of translation. The coding region runs from base 1 to 1383 and encodes 460 amino acids. The record is from RefSeq and is a predicted model, not a curated record. Lineage: Eukaryota; Metazoa; Arthropoda; Insecta; Hymenoptera; Braconidae. The transcript has a single exon.